Molecule: messenger RNA, 2777 nt
Organism: Impatiens glandulifera
Lineage: Eukaryota; Viridiplantae; Streptophyta; Magnoliopsida; Ericales; Balsaminaceae
Product: potassium channel AKT2/3
Exons: 11
Coding region: 125-2566 (813 amino acids)
Biological process (GO): transmembrane transport; potassium ion transport
Cellular component (GO): membrane
Molecular function (GO): voltage-gated potassium channel activity; protein binding
Source: RefSeq, a predicted model, not a curated record
CAUCUCUCUUUCCCUACCACACCAAUAAUAAUAUCAUCACCCACCAAAUCAAGAUUCAUUCCACUCUCUCUCUAAGAUUGAGUUGUCUGGUUUUGAUAAAAAAAAAAAAAAGAAGAAGAAAGAAAUGGAAACAAUAAUCUCCACCUUUACCAAUGGUUAUUAUCAUCAUCAUCAUCAUCAUGAAGUUGAUAUUGAUCAAAAGAUGAAGAUUUGUUCAUCUUCUUCUCCAAGAUUCAACUUGAGAUAUCUAUCCAAGGUUAUUCUUCCUCCACUUGGUUCUACAAAUGAUUCUGAUCAAAUUCAAACUCAAUCUCCACCAGGAAGUUCAAUCAUCUAUCCAAUGGACUCCAAAUACAGAUGUUGGGAGACAUUAAUGGUGUUUUUGGUGUUCUACAUAGCAUGGGUAUACCCUUUUGAAGUUGCAUUUCUCAAGUCAUCUCCUAAAAAGGCUUUGUUUAUAGCUGAUAAUAUCAUUAAUCUCUUUUUCGUUGUCGAUAUUGUCCUCACGUUUUUUGUUGCCUAUUUUGAUCCGAAUACACAACUUCUUGUUCGCGACAGAAGGAAAAUCGCGUUGAGGUACUUGUCAACAUGGUUUUUGAUGGACAUUGCAUCGUCAAUCCCAUUUGAAGCAAUAGCUUACUUGGUCACUAACAAACACCAAGCCGGGCUUUCGUAUUCUCUUUUAGGUAUGCUUAGAUUUUGGCGUAUUCGUCGCGUCAAGCAAUUCUUCACCCGGUUAGAAAAGGAUAUCAGAUUCAGUUACUUUUGGAUUAGAUGUGGCCGACUACUUUCUGUAACUUUAUUUCUAGUUCAUUGUGCUGGUUGCCUGUAUUACAUGCUAGCAGACAGAUACCCACACAAAGGGAAGACAUGGAUCGGUUCUGCAUUUCCCAAUUUCGAAGAGACUGGUCUCUGGAUCCGAUACAUCUCCGCCAUUUAUUGGUCCAUAACCACCAUGACCACCGUCGGUUACGGCGACUUACACGCCGUCAACGCCGCCGAGAUGAUCUUCAUCAUCUUCUACAUGCUCUUCAAUCUCGGCCUCACAGCUUACAUUAUCGGUAACAUGACAAAUCUCGUCGUCGAAGGCACUCGUCGCACCAUGGAAUUCAGGAACAGUAUUGAGGCUGCAUCGAGUUUCGUAUGUAGAAACAGGUUGCCUCCGCGGCUGAAGGAGCAGAUAUUGGCAUACAUGUGUUUGAGGUUCAAGGCAGAGAGUUUGAACCAACAACAACUAAUUGAGCAGUUACCAAAGUCCAUUUGCAAAAACAUUCGGCAGCAUCUCUUCCUCCCAACAGUCGAGAAAGUUUACCUAUUCAAGGAUGUCUCACGAGAAAUCAUCCUUCUCCUGGUUGCGGAUAUGAAAGCGGAAUACAUUCCACCAAGAGAGGAUGUGGUAAUGCAAAAUGAAGCUCCUGAAGAUGUUUAUAUUAUUGUGUCGGGUGAAAUAGAAAUGAUAGAAUCUGAUCAGACGGAGAAAGAGAUAGUUGUUGGGACUUUUCAUUCAGGUGACAUAUUUGGGGAAGUUGGAGCUUUAUGCUGUAAACCUGUCUGCUUUACUUACAGAACCAAGACUCUUACUCAGCUCCUCAAGUUGAAAACUAGUGCUCUUAUUGAGGCAAUGCAGACCAGGCAAGAAGAUAAUGUCACUAUCUUCAAAAACUUCCUCCAGUUUCAUAAGAAGCUCAAGGAUUUAAACAUUGGAGAUAUUUGGCUUGAUGGUAUGGGGGAAGAAGAUUGUGAUCUUAACUUGUCUAUCAACUUGUUGACUGUUGCCAGCACGGGUAAUUCUGCUUUUCUUGAUGAGCUCCUUAAAGCCAAGUUAGAUCCUGACAUUGGAGACCCCAUGGGAAGAACUGCACUGCAUAUAGCAGCAUCUAAAGGGCAUGAAGAGUGUGUGGUUGUGCUUCUUAAACAUGGCUGCAACAUUCUCUUGAAAGAUCUAGAGGGUAACACAGCAUUAUGGGAUGCAAUAAAGUCAAAACACCAUUCCAUAUUCGGCAUGCUUUACCAUUGUGCAGCCAUAUCCGAUCCAUACACAGCAGGCGAUCUCUUAUGCACAGCUGCAAAGAGAAACGAUCUAACAGUCAUGAAAGAGCUGUUAAAACACGGUCUCCACGUGGACUCGAAAGGACACAAAGGUCUAACUCCAGUCCAGGUUGCUAUAGAAGAGAACCAUGCUGAAAUGGUGAAACUCCUUGUUUCGAAUGGGGCUGAAAUUGGAGAUGCAAGACAACAGUCUACAAUGAACUGGGAUGCAAUAUUGCAAGAACGAGAAGUUGGUGAGCAUCGGAUUUCGAUGUCGGAUAAUUCACAAUAUGAGUUUCUGAAGAGGAACAACGAUCGGGACAGGUUGUUUUCUCUGAGAGUUAGUAUUUACAGAGGACAUCCUGUUGAAAGGAAAGAGUCUUGUUGCAGUGAACCUGGAAGGCUUAUUAUCUUGCCAAGUUCAUUACAUGACCUCAAACGAAUUGCAGACGAUCAAGGAGCAGAAAUUGAUAGCAUUGAAGUGAUAAGAGAUAAUGACCGACUUUUCAUUGUUGAUAAAACUGCUUCUUCUUUUUAACCGUGCAAUUAGUAAUAAAACAACAUAGGAAUUACCUUAAAUAGCAUGGCAUGGUAAAUCAUAAGAAAUAAAAACUUGUGUUAUGAAGAGAAAAUUAAUGACAGAAAUUUAUCUCACAUAACAUCAUAAGCAGUUAAGAAGUUUUUCCUUGGCUUCUUUAAUUGUAUGCAACCCUUGUAGUGCUAUAUAAUGGACAAGUUUUGUGUUGCAU